AUGGCGACGGCAACGAUCUCUCAGCUCUUGGUCUUUGCAGCUCUUCUUUCCGUCGAGCACGCCGGUGCCCUACCUCCGAAACCGGACGGUCCGAUCGUCCACACUCGGUAUGGAGACGUGCAGGGAAUGUACGCGGAGGAAGGGGCCAUCUUUCUCGGGCUCCCGUUCGGGGUUCCUCCGGUUGGUGAGCUACGCUGGAAACCUCCUCAGGCGUACAACCUGUCCUGGGCGCCAGACGUUCGCGACGGCACUGUACCGGGCCCGGCGUGCCGACAAGACGGGUGUGGAGUGAACGACACCGACUAUCAAUACACCUGCAACCGCGACAAGAACAGGACGCAGAGCGAAGACUGCCUGUACCUUAACGUGUACGUGCCCAGAUCCCUUUUACUGAACACUACUGUCAGUCUACCUGUUAUGUGUUGGAUACAUGGCGGACAGUAUGUUGGCGGGACGGGUGCUGCUUUAGUAUAUGACGGACGGUUUUGGGCCAACAAGACCAACACUGUCGUCGUGACCACAAACUACAGGCUCGGAGCGUUUGGCUACCUGGUGACCGGAGAGGGAGAAGACGACGCAAGGGGCAACUAUGGGACUCUAGAUCAGAUUGAGGCACUCAAGUGGGUCCAGCAGAACAUCGCUGACUUUGGCGGUGACAAGGACAAAGUGACCGUUAUCGGACAAAGCGCCGGGUCAGAUUCGAUUGCAGUUCUCCUGACAUCCGCUAGGGCGGCAGACCUGUUCCACCAGGGCAUCAUGCUGAGUGUGCCGUUCUCCAUCACUCACAAGACUCAGUUUGAGGCGAUUCGUCUCGGGAACGAUAUAAGCAAGCUCGUGAACUGUUCUGACGGGGAUAUGAAGUGCCUUCGCUCCGCGCCUGCUGACGAUAUUCUUCACGCUCAAGAUGAAGCGGGUAGAUACAUAGCCGACCCCUUUAGGCUGCUAGAAAUAUUUCUUCAGUGGGGCCCUACAGUAGAUGGCGACGUUUUGCCCAGGCAAACUGUAGAUAGUUUUGCAAGGGGACAGUUUCAGAAGAAACCGUUCAUCAUUGGCAAUGUGGGGGAAGAAGCUGUUCUGUACGUUUAUUCAGCUUUUGGCAAGCCAAUGUCAAAACUUGAGUUGGAUGCUGUUGCUUUGGCAUUUUUCCGUGGAAAAGGCCCGACAGUGCUUCGUGAGUAUAACCCGCCUCAAACAUCAGACUACCGUCCGUUUUUGUCUCAAGCCGCGACAGACUGGGUUUUCGUUUUGGCCGACACCAUGGCAUACCACUACGGUAACUUUGCACACACGGGGGACCCGAACAAGUCUAGUCCGCACGUCUGUAUCCCAAACAAUGUCCUCAAGUCCCCACUUAACUGGCCCAAGUACAACGAAGCUAACCACUAUCCCAACAUAAAUUUCACCACUCCACAUAACGUUAUAGUUCACGCUUAUAACAAGGAAAAGUGUGAUUUCUGGGAUAAGGAAAAUAUCUACUCAGGAACAAAUUAA
Messenger RNA from Branchiostoma floridae (Florida lancelet), 1491 nucleotides. RefSeq names its product crystal protein-like. Bases 1 to 1491 code for a protein of 496 amino acids. The record is from RefSeq and is a predicted model, not a curated record. The transcript is spliced from 3 exons. Lineage: Eukaryota; Metazoa; Chordata; Leptocardii; Amphioxiformes; Branchiostomatidae.